This is a messenger RNA of Centruroides sculpturatus (bark scorpion), 661 nucleotides long. Its product is annotated as 26S proteasome regulatory subunit 4. The coding region runs from base 77 to 646 and encodes 189 amino acids. Gene Ontology annotation, cellular component: proteasome regulatory particle, base subcomplex. The record is from RefSeq and is a predicted model, not a curated record. Gene Ontology annotation, biological process: proteasome-mediated ubiquitin-dependent protein catabolic process. The transcript has 3 exons. Lineage: Eukaryota; Metazoa; Arthropoda; Arachnida; Scorpiones; Buthidae. Gene Ontology annotation, molecular function: ATP hydrolysis activity; ATP binding; proteasome-activating activity.
UCUGUUUAAAAUUUUUUGUAUUAUAAAUUAGGAAUCUGUUGAACUACCUUUAACUCAUCCAGAAUAUUAUGAAGAAAUGGGAAUCAAACCUCCCAAAGGUGUAAUAUUAUAUGGACCGCCCGGAACUGGAAAGACACUAUUAGCAAAAGCCGUGGCAAAUCAAACGUCUGCAACCUUCCUCCGAGUAGUAGGUUCCGAGCUAAUACAAAAGUAUCUUGGAGAUGGUCCAAAGUUAGUACGAGAAUUAUUUAGAGUAGCAGAGGAGCAUGCCCCUUCGAUUGUUUUUAUAGACGAAAUCGAUGCCGUUGGAACAAAGAGAUACGAUUCAAACUCUGGAGGCGAACGUGAAAUCCAGCGUACCAUGUUGGAAUUAUUGAAUCAGUUAGAUGGAUUCGACUCUAGAGGAGACGUGAAAGUCGUCAUGGCCACUAACCGAAUAGAAACAUUAGAUCCCGCACUUAUCCGACCGGGAAGAAUCGAUAGAAAAAUAGAAUUUCCUCUGCCGGACGAAAAGACGAAACGUCGAAUAUUCCAGAUUCACACGGCAAGGAUGACCCUGGCCGAAGACGUAAUAAUUGACGAUUUGGUCAUGGCUAAAGAUGAUUUAUCGGGAGCAGAUAUAAAGGUAUUCAAUUAUUAUUUUUAAUCUAUGAAAAUAACC